UUGAAAUACUUAUUAUUCAGUAAAUAUUGUGUUCAGUUAUAUUAACGCGUGUAAAAUUAGAAUAAGGCGAGUUUAGUUUACUCAGUGGUUUAUCAUUAUCAUCGUAGAAGUAUUGAAACCUGUCAUUGUGUAUCAAGUUCAAGGUUAACGAGGCCGAGUUCAUCAACAGCACAUAAAGGAUGGUGUAUCAAAGUAAUGCAUUCAGACAUAGUAGCCUGUAUGAUAGAGUGGAGAAACUGCUUCUCUCAUAUGAAUGGAGUGACUGCAAGUUCACCGUGGCGGGAAGGCACUUCAAAGCGCAUAAAUUGAUUUUAGGCAUCAGUAGUCCCGUGUUUGAAGCAAUGUUCUAUGGCCCCCUUUCCACUAAUGAAGAAAUAGCUAUUACUGAUAUUGAACCUGAUAUCUUCCAACUUCUCCUAAAUUAUGUUUAUACGGAUAAAGUUGAAAUACCUUCUAUUGAACAAGCUUUUGAGCUGCUGUAUGCCUCCAGGAAAUAUUUAUUGGAACAUUUGUCAGAUUUAUGCAUUGCCUACAUACUAGCUAAUGUCAGUACUGACAAUGUUAUCAGAGUCCUGAAUUAUCCUGAUUAUUUGCAAGACCAACAGCUGGUGUCAUUUGCCCUAAAGUUAUUUUGUGAACACGCCAAUUACCUAUUGCAAGAAUAUAAAAACAUGAUCUCAUGUUCAUGUAUGAAAACUAUUUUAGAAAGUGAUCAAAUGAAUAUAUCGGAAAAGUCACUGAUUAUACAUGUUUUUCAAUGGACACUACAUUACUGCAAGCAGAAUAAUUUACCUGAGAAUCUGGAAGCUAGACAUAAGAUUUUGAUUGAAAAUGACUUUUUAAAGUUACUCAGAUUUUCUGCUCUUACAGUUAGUGAAUUUGAGGAAAUCAUUGAAAGUAAGGACAAUAUUCUACUACCAGAAGAAUCCAAAGACAUAGGUUCCAUUAUUAAGAAGAAUAAUAGUGAUGAUGAACAAUUGAAUGUUAGCAGCCUACAGUCCAUACCCCGGAGCCCUAUAAAGCUGCAAUGGGACCUCUGCCACCGCCGGCCGCUGCGGUCAGCUGCUCCUAUAGUCAUAGAUUCUAAUAACUGUGUCAUUAAUAGCAGAGUUAAAGUUAACAAGUCUGUCUUCAUCAACUCUCUAUGCAUACCUACGAGAAUGGCCCCAAUACUAAAUUUCCGGAAUAACAUAGGCCAUUCUUAUUCUGAGCAGUUCUUUGUUACUGUAGAAUGUGAAUCAGAUAAAAGUAUUACUAAAUUAACUAACUUUAUGAACACGGUUGACUAUGACUCUUCAGUGGAAAUAGAGUUGUCGGAGCCAUACUUUAUUAAAAAAGAUAAAUGGUAUAAAAUUAUUUUCCAGUGGUCGCAAACAUUCGACGCAAUUACGUAUGUUGUCGAAUACCGUGAACGAGUUUUUAGUGAUCAUAAAGUUAGUUUUGAGUUUGAUGACAUGCCUUCCACUGCCAGAGUCAGUGGAAGUUUCCUUGGAGGGUUAAAAUAUUGUUUGUAAUUUAUAUUUAUUAACACAGAAGCUUGUAUUGUGAUUGUAAAUCUCAGUAUUAAUUUUUCAACAGCU
Messenger RNA from Cydia amplana, 1580 nucleotides. Its product is annotated as BTB/POZ domain-containing protein 6-B. The coding region runs from base 180 to 1514 and encodes 444 amino acids. Gene Ontology annotation, biological process: neurogenesis. Gene Ontology annotation, cellular component: cytosol; P-body. The record is from RefSeq and is a predicted model, not a curated record. Lineage: Eukaryota; Metazoa; Arthropoda; Insecta; Lepidoptera; Tortricidae. Gene Ontology annotation, molecular function: protein binding. The transcript is spliced from 2 exons.